AUGAUGCACAGUGCGAGGGAGUGGUGCGCGGGGGCGGGUGGCAGGGCCAGGGGGCGGUGCGGUGCCGUGCCAGGGGCGGUGCGCGGUGCCGGGAAGGGUGCGCGGCAGCGGGGGAUGGCGGCGGAGCUGCAGGAGCUGCGGGCGCUGGUGGAGCGGGUGGGCGGACGGCAGACCGUGCUGAUGGUGGCCGAGGUGGUGGAUGGGGUCCCGGUGGCGGCCACGCUGGCCGCCUUCGCCUGCGACCUCCUGGGAGACGAGGCGCCGCCGGGGCCGGGAUGCCGGUCCCGGCGGCGAGCGGUUGGCGGUCGGAGGGCGCUGGGAGCGCGGCUGCUGCUGGUGCUGUGCCGCGGUGGGGCGGCGCGGAGCCGCGGGACCCGGGCCCGUCUGCGGGAGAUGGUGCGGGACGUGCGUAGCCGCCUGGCCCCGGCACCGCCGCCCGCCGUCGUCGGCGUCCUCCUGCCCGGCUGCGACGGGGAGGACGCGGCGGUGCUGGACGCGGCGCUGCGGCGGCACUUCCCGGCAUGCGGCACUGUGCAGGCGGCCCGGUACAGCCCCGGCAGCCCUUCAGCCCUGCGCGACUGCCGCGCCGCUGCCUGCUGCGCCCUGCGGGCCGCGCUGCAGCACCCCGCAGAAGAGGGGAAAGACAGGCAGAGGUGGAGGUUCCCAUCCUUCCUGCGGUGCAUUUCCAGGAGCCAGAGGAGCCAGAGAAAAGGUCAUGAAGCAAAAGCUGCAAACAGUGUUCAUGAAGAUGACCCACAGGACCCUGAAGAAGUGGCUCUGACGAGCCUGUCUCCCAAUGGAAACUGUGAGGAAGCUGCUGGACACACAGGCACCUAGAGCUGCUGGGUGUCUAGCACAGUCUGUGUCCUGGAUCUGUGGAUGUGGAGCAGUGAGAGCAGGAGCUGAUGCAUGCUCACUCACUGUCUCCUCCAAGGAGCCACCACUCCAGGGAGAAGCUGCUUGACUUAGUUCACCAGGAUCUUCUGUAGCUGCUGACAGCCUCUGAGGUCCGUGCCAGAGAGCUAUCCACAGCAGUGCCUGGAGCUGUCAAUGGAAUCUGGGG
Messenger RNA from Dryobates pubescens (Downy woodpecker), 1063 nucleotides. RefSeq names its product chromosome 13 C2orf72 homolog (gene C13H2orf72). The record is from RefSeq and is a predicted model, not a curated record. Lineage: Eukaryota; Metazoa; Chordata; Aves; Piciformes; Picidae. The transcript has 3 exons. Bases 1 to 837 code for a protein of 278 amino acids.